GAGCGACAGGGACCUGGACUGACUGGAGUCUCGUUAAAGCGCAGGGACGCGCACACGGAGUUCAGCGCUUCAGAGCCGGGGACGCACUUUGGACAUCCAGCAGCCACUGCAGGAGGAUUUCAUCCACAAGAGAUACUCUUUGUGUGAUUUUUUUCUCAAAGACCAUUGAGGGAUAGGAUUUUUUUUUUCUUUUGAAACUUAAUAAAGAAAGACAGAAAAAAAAAGAAAAACAACACAUCUUUUGUGUGAAGACAUGGGUCGGUGCACGGCGGUACUGCUUUUGUUAGUGGUGUCCUUAUACUUCCUGAACACAGAAGGGUACAAGUGCAGGUGCACUAGAAAAGGACCAAAGAUCAGAUACAAGGAUGUACAGAAGGUGGAGAUCAAACCCAAACACCCCUACUGCCAAGAGAAGAUGAUAUUCGUGACGAUGGAGAAUGUGUCCCGGUUCAAGGGGCAGGAGUACUGUCUUCAUCCCAAACUUCAGAGCACCAAGAAUCUGGUCAAGUGGUUUCGCAUCUGGAAGGACAAGCACAGGGUCUACGAAGCCUAGAAUCUGUCCACAACAAAGGGAUCGAGUGAGUCAGACAAAAGAAGAAAAAAAGAAAAAGAAAGGAUGACAACAUCACCAGGACUGCUUUUCGAAGUGCAAGAUGUAAUCAAAUGGGAAGCUGUACUUCUCCCUUCUUUUCUGCCUGAAUUCUGUCAAAUUAUAUGUAGUUUGUACAUAAUCUGGUGGGCUUUUUUCUUUUUUUUAGUCGGCCAUCGAUCUAGUUUCAUCACUCACAUUUCCAGUCUUCACAUCUGUAGUUAUAUCUGACAAGUAGAGGAGGAGACUCGACCAUCUGUCUUCAAACUGUUGCAGACUUAUUUGGGUGUUAUUUAAAAGGGACUUAUUUUUUUCUUUGCCUCCUAAAAUUCUGCAAAAAAUAAAGACUGCAUAAGAGAUCAUGAUGAAAAAGACAAAGCUCUGCAUUCACCAGGAAACGUAUAUUUGUACAAUCUGGUUCAUACCAUAGAGCUCAUCGCUGAAAUGCGAUGAGAUUGGUAGACGAAAGUCAGCAUGCAGUUAAAUUUCAUACAGGUAUUGCUGUCAAUCAUACAGACUGAAGAGAUUUAUCACUGGGUGUUUGUCUGUCUGUGUGUGCACCUGAGUGUGUAUGUGUGUGUAUUUAGCAAGACCAUGCUACAUAUAUGUGUCAAAUAAGCACAAUACCUUACAACAACCUCUUUGGAAAAUAUUACCUCUUUUAACCUGCAGGGCAUCGAUUUAACAGACAUUAAACUAUAAAAAUAAAUCAUUUGUGCCAUUGCUACACACAUCACGGUGUACUUAAGUGAGUUAAUGCAAAAGCUUGAUUAUUCAAUUUACAAAGAAGACGGCCCUCUGUUUUAUGCUUCCAGUAGUCAAACGUUAAAUUUUUUUUCACAUAAAAUAGUGUAUUGAAGCAAUGUGUAAUGCAAUUUGGUAUCUCUUUGCAGUUUUCAAAAUCUGUCUGUUUAUAGCAUCAAGAAUCAGUUUUUACCCUUGAAGAUUUAAAGUCUGAAAUAAGUACUUUGAUAUUUUAAUGGGUCUAAAGGGCCAUUUGAGUUUUAAAAAGUUUCACUCAGACAUUGUACCUUUCAUGAGGAAUAUUUUCUGUUGUGAAUGAAGAGGAGAGCUUUAGAAAGACACGACAGUAACACAAACUAUAGUGAUUGGUCAUUUAAAAAAAGA
Molecule: messenger RNA, 1717 nt
Organism: Cololabis saira (Pacific saury)
Lineage: Eukaryota; Metazoa; Chordata; Actinopteri; Beloniformes; Belonidae
Gene: cxcl14
Product: chemokine (C-X-C motif) ligand 14
Exons: 4
Coding region: 254-553 (99 amino acids)
Biological process (GO): antimicrobial humoral immune response mediated by antimicrobial peptide; cell chemotaxis
Cellular component (GO): extracellular region
Molecular function (GO): chemokine activity
Source: RefSeq, a predicted model, not a curated record